This is a messenger RNA of Mytilinidion resinicola, 2067 nucleotides long. RefSeq lists its product as uncharacterized. NCBI's taxonomy places the organism in Eukaryota, Fungi, Ascomycota, Dothideomycetes, Mytilinidiales, Mytilinidiaceae. The record is from RefSeq and is a predicted model, not a curated record. Bases 115 to 1773 code for a protein of 552 amino acids. The transcript has 9 exons.
GUUCCACCCUCUACCCUACACAAGGCUGAAUCCUCAACAACUGAUCUCUCGCCUGUAAGGCUUCGAAACCCUUACCAUAUUACCUGUUUCUCAACAAGAACAUUUCUUGGCAACAUGGCUGGACCUCAAACUGCUCAAGGAUCGAAGCAAGCUCCGAAAAACAUAGCCCCUGCCUCGGCGCUCUCACCGAAGGAGAACCCACCCGAAAGUACUUCUCCCCUUUCUCCAUUGGAGGAUCCCAAUGUUAUUCGUACAGUGAAUUUUGAAGGGUUGGAAUGUGAUUCCGUGAUCUGGAAAUCGAGUGAGAACAAAUGGAACAAUGGCAAGGUGAACCUAGACACUGCUUUGUCGAAGAAGCGCGAUGAGCGCUCCGAUAUUGAGAUAUACUUCUUACCUACUAUCAAGAAGCUCGUAAAAUACCCCAGCAUGACAGAGAAAAUGUCGACGGAGUUCCAUGUCCCCAGAUUUUUUUGGACGCAUACAGGAUGGAAUGCGAACGGUUUCUUCGGCAGCCAUGAAGAUCCGCUAGGCGAAAACUACGAAGAGAGCUUCGUGUCGUAUUCCCGAUUCCUGGUCAAAGAGCUUCUGCUUUCGGAUGCCGACAAAGACACCACGAUAGGGGAUCCGAGGGAACAGUCCAAUACGGAGAGUCACAACGGUCCAAAAACCACAGCACCUGCUGCGAAGAAUACUGCGGAGGGUUAUGGAUACCAAUGGCAGUUUAUUGCUUUUUUUACUUUUUGGUUCUUACCGAAAGAGCCGGUAACAAAAAGGACAGAGGCGCCAAAGAGCGGAUCAAAGCAAGUCGUCUUUUGCUUUGACCAGUCACCAACCAUGAAACGUAUGCUCAAGGAUGCGAUUGAGAAGUGUAGCACACCUCUAUGCCAGGCCUGCCCUUAUGGAAUUUUCGAGCCCCUAUUGUCAACGCUCUUUACGUAUUAUGACUGGGCACUGUGGGAUUUUCAGAAACCAGUGCGAGACAUUGAAAGGGCGCGUGAUGACUUCUCUGGACUAGAGAACUACAAUCGUGCCGAUAUGUAUAUACGGUACGUCAAGAUGCAUGAGCUGGCUCGUCACAUCAUCCACUUGACCGAGACCCUUGGGGUAGGUGCGCGAACAUUGAGAACUAUGCGAAAUGCCCAUAGUGUACGUUGCAAAAGUGGAAAAUCGGUCGGGCAUUAUCACCAGAUACAAGGCGACCUCGAGUUCUAUGAACUGUUCCUCCAGAAUCUGCAAGCAAGGGCAUCUGCUUUUGAUCAGCGGCUGAAUAACGAGAUCAAAUUGGCUUUCAAUCUCUUCGCUGCCGAUGACAACGCUACACAAAAGGAAAUUCUGAAAGAAUCGCAGAAUGACGGCCGGGAUUUGACGAACCUAGUCGCCCUUUUGACACUUAUCUUUCUCCCCGCCUCUUUUCUCACGGGCUUCUUUGGAAUGCACUUUUUCGACAUAGAAAGGAGUCAGCCAGAUCUAUCGCAUCCAAAGCGGCUAUGGCUAUACUUUGCCGUGGCUGGUCCCGUCUCUGCAGUCGCCAUAAUGUUAUGGUACGGAUUUCGUAAAUGGAAGGCACAACUCCGGGGGAUUGAAAACCAGAAGGCGCGGGGAACUCGAGCGAGACGCUCAAAGCCAAAGCAGGAGGAUUUGGGCAACUUGAAAAGAGCUGAGAGUUGGUUGGCCCCACCGGGGCAACACAACAAUAAGGACUUUGCGUUCGGAAGCAAGACAUCGCCCUUGCCUCGUGCCAAAUUGACUUCAAAUUCACCGCCAAAUGCAUAGAGUCAUGGGUUGUUAGGCGUUAUAUCUCUUCUUUUGUCGUCGUUUGUUAUCGCAUUUCUGUAUGCAUUGCAUUCUGCAGGAAAUGGAUAACCCGUGAGAAAUGACUACUGAUACUGUCAUCUCCGCUCAUGUGGCUUUGUGAUCUGUAAUUUUCUAACAAAUCAUAUGUGAAUGUCGCUCCGCUUCGCUUUAGCAGCUUUCUCACAGUAUAAGCUGGACAUAGAAAGGGCGCGGCCAGGUGCAUAUUCACUUUCUCACCGGAAUUCAGCAGAUAAGCAGAUAGCUAUGUAACAU